UAAGGCUAAAUAACUGGGGGUGUUAUAACUGACGUCAUCUCCUGUGUCAGUAACCAAGGGUCACCAGGGACCAAAUGAGAAAAAGAAUACAUAUCAAAUGACUUCUUUUUAUCUGACUAUUAAACAUUUUGUUGCAAAUAUAAUGGGGUUGCGUGCAAUAUGCAUUGUCAUAACGAAGCUGUGGAGUCUGGUUGGUUAUAUGUUACGCAAGAAUAUGCGAGCAGUUAUACAACACCAAACUAUCAAAUAUGACAUGUUUGCAUUAUCACCAGUAUCAAUUGAAAGACUAAGAUUGGUACCAAGGAAGGUUAUGGUGUUAGAUUUAGAUGAAACAUUAAUUCAUUCUCAUCACGAAGGUGUUGCUAGGCCAACAGUGAAGCCAUCCACUCCUCCUGACUUUGUAUUAAAGGUUACGAUAGACAGACAUCCAGUUCGUUUUUAUGUACAUAAAAGACCACAUGUGGAUUUCUUUUUAGACACUAUCAGCCAGUGGUAUGAUUUAGUUGUUUUUACAGCAAGUAUGGAAGUUUAUGGUUCAGCUGUAACUGACAAACUAGACAGAAAUAAAGGAAUAUUAAAUAGGAGAUAUUACAGACAGCAUUGUAAAGUGGAUAUUGGAGGCUUUUCUAAAGAUUUAACUGUUAUCACACAAGACUUAUCCAGAAUAUUUAUAUUAGACAAUUCUCCUGGUGCUUAUAAAGGCAAUCCAGACAAUGCAAUUCCAAUAGUCUCGUGGUUUGCCGACCCCUCUGAUACAGCUCUGUUGAAUCUUUUACCCAUCCUUGAUGCACUACGUUUCACAAAUGAUGUGCGGUCUAUAUUAGGAAGGAACUUACAUAGGCCAUUCCUAUGACAGCUGCGUUAGAUUAGUGUAUAUGUAUAUGUAAUCUAGAUUAUAUUGUACACAUGUUGAUAUUUUUGUACAUGGAACAGAAUGAUACUAGGGUUAAUAAUACUACUAAUACAAAAGAGACUUAAUUUUUAUGCAGAUCAUAACACUGUUUUUUUUAAAGAAUUUUUCAUUUUUUCUUUGUUCUUUAAUUUCAUGCAUAUUUUAUUAUGAAAUAUGUGUUUUAGCUAAUUAAAUCGUAAUUUUUGGCAUUGUUUUUAGAUAUUUGAUAUUUUUUUCUAUCAAGCAUGUAGUGCUACCUUUAUGCUUGGCUACUAAAAAAUGGAAGAAAAAUGACAUUGUGUUAAUUUCUUGUUGAACUUUUGCUUUCUUUUUUAAUAAAAAUUUUGGGUAAAACAAUUGCAAGUUAAUUAGGAAACAUUAUUUUUUACAUCUAAAAUGGCAGCUUUUGCAGUGCUCUCUUUUUAUUUUAUAAUUAAAAGCAGCUUGUGCUACCAUAUGCUAGUUUGUUGUGCAAGUCAUUAUUGCUUUUUUAACUUUCUGUCUUUUUCUUUACUCUCUCAUAAAAUGUUUAUGAAUAUUACUAUACCUUAAAACUGAGUUUUCUUUUUCUGUUGGUGAAUUUCAGAUUUGUAUUACACAUUGGUUAAUAUGUACAGGUUUGUUUCAAAGUUAAUAUGUACAGGUUUGUUUUGUUUGUGCCAUCGGUUGAAUGAAAUCAACCAAUGGCACAAACUUUUAAAACAAAUUUAAAAAAAAAAAAUCUAACCAAUGUUCUCUCACUUCAGCUUUUAUAUAAAAACAUAUUUAAAACCACUUGCGGUAUAUAUAAGUAUAUAUUAAAUUAAAAGCCAAAAGAAUUACGAUUACUUAUUUGUUCAUUUAUUUUUGUUGCAUUUUAGGCCCAUUACCCCUGACAUUCUGUCUUUCAGAGUCAAUAGUACAAUUUAAAGAAUGCAAAAUUGACUAAAUGGUCCUUCGUCCGAAGAACUUUUUUUUGGCCAUGAGCGUAAUAUCAGACGCUGAUUUUAUAUUCUUUUUUUUAUAAACAAAAUGGAAAAUAGUAAUCAAUUUAUUCUUAAAAUUAAAAAAAUUAAAAAGAGCAAAA
Hydractinia symbiolongicarpus is the source of this 1958-nucleotide messenger RNA. RefSeq names its product CTD nuclear envelope phosphatase 1A-like. The coding region runs from base 98 to 853 and encodes 251 amino acids. NCBI's taxonomy places the organism in Eukaryota, Metazoa, Cnidaria, Hydrozoa, Anthoathecata, Hydractiniidae. The transcript is spliced from 9 exons. Gene Ontology annotation, molecular function: protein serine/threonine phosphatase activity. The record is from RefSeq and is a predicted model, not a curated record.